This is a messenger RNA of Rhopilema esculentum, 6080 nucleotides long. NCBI's taxonomy places the organism in Eukaryota, Metazoa, Cnidaria, Scyphozoa, Rhizostomeae, Rhizostomatidae. The record is from RefSeq and is a predicted model, not a curated record.
CUCCAAUUCUUUACCUAAGGGGAAUUGCAAUUUUUAGCUUUAAAGUGGCUGCUAUCACAUUUAAAAUUUAGUAGUAGACAGUAGGGGUUGCUUGGCGUAACUAACUGACCAACUUUUUGCUUCAAAUAUGAUUCAAUUUGGCCUAUCUGGUGUAUUGACUUCACUUUGGUGAAAUUUUGAGGACAUUUUCAUCAUAAAUAGGAUAUAUUGUCAUAAGUCAAAGCUUCUACGAAUUUAUUCUUGGACCCCGCUGGUGGUGGAACUUAGCCAAACUCACCAAGCAGAAGCAUCAACAAAGGGGGAGUAGGGGGCAAAAGGUCCGGGAUCCGUAAACAUGUAUCAUACUGUUAUAAGAUUUAUUUACCACUCAAUUUGUUAAUGUGUCACCUUAUUCCUCAUUGAUCGUUCACGCUCAGCGACUUAUAUCUAUUAAUUCCUGAAAGUUUCCUUACACAGAAUAUCUGCAUCCUCGAUUCAUAAAUACGAUGUUUUGUGUAAUCUUGACAUGGAAUAUCUGAUAAUUUGUUUACAAAAUUUCUUCAAAGAGAUAUUCUGGGGUGGCAAGGCUCCUUGUAAUAUGGGUUUUGAUGUUCUCUCUAAGCUGCGCAUGGACCCAUCACUCGGCAGUCCGACGAUCCCUGAACUUUAUGCCACAAAUGAUGUCCUCUUCCGUCAAUUUCCGACCUCGCUUCGUCAAAUUCCUAGCUACGCCCAGAAAAAUUUCAAUUUUUCAUAUCCCACAUUCUUGGUCCGUGUUUUACAUAGACACAUUUUUCUAUUGUUAUCUAAUACAAUGGCAUAAUUGGUGGUUUGUUCAUAAGUGUAAAAGGUCAUGUUUAUUGUGAUGGCGGAGAAAAUCUCAAUCAAAGCCACGUUUCUCACCAUGACCAGUGUAAAAGUAAUGACUUGCUGUGAGGGUAAUUAUCCAAACUGCUUGUAAAAAAACAUAUGAUGCCAAGUCUCAAGAUUGUUUCAAAAGUUGUUGGCUGGAAAAGCAAAUCACCAACAGAGAGUAAAAAGUCAUCUUCAAAUGAUAAAAAAGACAACCCAAAUGCUACUGCCUAUGGCUCCCUCGAGGCUGGAGCCAAAGUGACAUUCCCAUUAGGAAACAAAACCACUGUGGGAAUUCUAAGAUUUAUUGGCCCUACAAAAUUUAGCUCUGGAACCUGGUGUGGAGUUGAGUUGUCAAAACCAGAGGGGCGCAACAAUGGUACAGUGAAAGGUGUCAAGUAUUUCCAUUGCAAAUUCAACUAUGGGAUAUUUGUUCAUGCCGAGAAAGUAUCACUAGUUGAAGAAGGAGAUAAAGAACCUUUGAAAAAAGGUGCAGGAAAAACAAAUGCUAAACAGAUCACUGAUUCAAGAAAGAAAAGUCAUUCUGAAAAUUUGAAGCAAGAAGAAUUGAACGUAAAACAGUUGAAUACUAGCGUGGAUGAUGAAUGGGUAGUUUUUGGUAAUAACGAGGACGAUUUGUUGUCUCCGGAAGCACAAAAAGGUUUGAAAGGAGAAGAGGGGUUAUUCGCAAAGUCUGAAGAGGGAAAUGAUACGCAAGACAAAAGAGAAGACACUGGCUUGAAAUCUUUCCCCAGAGAAGGACAUGGUGGCCUAAGUUCAGCUGACGCUGACCCCCACGCCGACCCUAACAACAUGAAGACUGUUCUAGCUGGGGAAGUCGAUGUGGAAAAUUCGCCACUCAGAAUUAAGAUUGUGAAAAGUGUCAGUGAAGAUGAUAACAACAACAACAACAACAUCUCUAGCGAGAGCAAGUCACAGUUUGCCGAUGGUCUUCUGUUUUACGUAACUGGUCAUGCUAGUAGUAAUCUUGGACCUAAAGAAAAACACAAAAGUUGCCCUGCGUUAAGCGCUAGUUCCGAUGAAGAUGCUUUCGAGACCGAGUCGCAUUCCAAUACUUGGCCAAAGUAUCCGAAGGACGAGGUCCAGCUCAGCCGGGAGCAUUUUCGGAGUGAUUCACGUCAACGGAAGAGCCUUUCUGGAAUCGAGAAACGCAUACGAUUGUCUCACUUUCGAGCCCCACCGCUUGGAAGUUUGAAGAGAUCGCUCUCGAUAGGUGCUGUGUACCCUAAAGAAAAUUAUGUAGCUUAUGAAGAGCACGAAUAUAGACGACCGCAGAGCUCGCCUUUAAAGAGAUCGGUUUCAGACGUCACCGCAUAUGCUACCUGUAUGCAGCUUCCUUAUGGGAAGCCACCUCCGGUUUCAAGGAAACCGUUGAUCCGCAGGGAGAAAACUGCUCCCGGAUCCUUGCAGAGCUCCGAUUCAAGUGAUGUUGAGAAAUCUGAAGACAGUAGUGAUGAGGAGGAGCUGAAGACUGUAGGAAAGAAAAAUGUGGUUGAUGUUGAUGGAAGUGUGACAUGCGAUAUAGAGGACAUAGAGGAAGUAUCGAAUGUGUUAAACGAUGGGACGGACAUUGGGACAGAGAAAGGGCGGUCUGGAUCAUUAGGGCAAGAAAAUUUUGAAGAGGGCAGCCUUAAGGCAGUUGAAGACAGUGUUACAUGCACGGUAGAGCCACAUUUGGAAGCAGCAGCUGAUGUAAAAGAAGGGCCAAUCAUGUCAGCUGACAACGUCAUUUCAUCGCAAGAACCACUUUCAACCCCUCUGUCAGACGACAAAUUAAAUGUUUCAGAUGAAAGUGAGACUGAUAAAAUUUCAACAUCGAGGCAGGAAACCCGUAGAAAGGUUUCGAAAGAACAAGCAUUAGGUAACAGUACACCAUGUCAGCUGAAUAGUGGAUUGCCAGUGUUUUCAAAAUCGAAAAACCAGGCCCUUGCAAAAACACAAGGUUCUGUCAAGGUGCCAAGAAAGUUUUCUGUUCCGUUGCCAGCCUCUAGGAAGGACAGUACUGUAAAAUCUCGGUCAAUGCUCAGCAGAGAGUGCCGGUCACAAAUCGAUUUAUCUUCCAAAAAACAGGAAAAGAUAGAUGACAAAAUUACGUUACCGAAAACGCUAAACAGAAGGGUCAGUGAUUUGGUGGCAAAUUUCGAGAAAACAACGGAUGGACCCACACAGCAGAAAGAAGCUAAGACUGGGGUUGUCCUGCGCAUAUCUGUGGGAAAGACCAAUACCGAUGGCAAGAGAUCUUCAUUGAACAAGUCUUCCACUGGAAAUAAUGAAUCUUCUGCUGCUAAAGGAAGUAGACGAAGUAGUUCGUCUACCACGCCAAGAAAGUUAUCUCAAAUCAGCCAAGAGGAACUAGCUAGCAAAACAACUUUGUCGCAGCAAUAUUUGAAAGAAGAUCAAAAUAAAAAACCUAGAGAGCAAAGCAAACUCAAUGGAGUUCUCAGCUCGUCGAAAAGUAAUAUUGCAACACCUUCAGGGCGUUCUGGUAUUCCAGGGUAUGGAAAGCGAACCUUGAAGCCAGUUUCUAACAAGGACGUGAAAGAUGGUAACGAAAAACAAACAGAAACGCCAAAAAAGACGAAUUUCAAUUUCAGGUUUUCAUCGUCAAAGUUAGAAAAACGAUCGCCUUCGCAGCAGUCCGUACCUUCUAAAGAUGAGGACAAGUCCUCUAGUUCAAGUGGCUCGCCGGCACAGGCCAAAAGCGACAAGGUGCAGAUACAGGAGCUGAAAUCGAAAUGCCAAGAUUGCGAGAAGCAAAUUAGUUAUCUCGAGGAAGGGAUGCGGCAAAAAAAUCUUGCUAUGGAAGCGUUCAUUGUUGUUAUAAAGCAGCAUAUCAAAACAAUCGAAGAACAAAGUGAGAAGCAGGUGCAUCUUCAGGAUAGCACUAACAAUCUAGCGAAGCAACUCGAAGUUCAGACUAAAUUGGCAGUAACUAAUGAGGAUAAAUUUAAUGAAAUUGAAGAAAGGCUUGCCCAGGCUUCAAUCGAUUUUGGGAAGCAAAUUGAAAACUUGAAAAUUGUUCAUGGCUUGAAGUUGGAAUCAUUGAAAGAGGAAUUGAGUGAGUCACACAAAAAAGAAAUGGGUCAAGCUAACGCAAAAUUCAGUAAGGAAAUCGCGAAGUUAAAAGAUUCACAUGAAGGAGAGCUGACUGAACUGCACGAGGAACAUGUAGUGAUAUUGGCAAAAAUGAAAGAAGAACAGGAAGUGGCACUUCAAGAACAAGAAGAGGAUUUCUCGACUACAAAGAAAGAAAUGGAACUUCAGUUUCAAACAGAAAAGGAGGAAAUAUGCUUAGAUUACGAAGAAAGACUUCAAGAUUUAAAGGCUCAGCUGCACUCCACUCAGCAAAAAUGCAACGAAUUCGAAUUCAAGACAAAAGAUUUGCAAGAGGAGCUUGAAAAAGAUCUGGAGACCAAACUGCAAGGGGCUUUGUCAAAAUACAAAGAUUUGCCGGCUGAACUAGAGAGUUUGCAAGCUGUUGUUGAAAUGAAAAAUGAAGAUAUUAGAAAAGCAAGAACCCAUAACAUGGAGCUCCAGAAAAAGUUGGAGGAUUUCUACGACUUAGAGAAAAAACACACAAAGUUACUUCAAGAGAAAGAGGCCCUAGAUGCAACGUUGCAAAAUAAAGUGAAAUAUGAAAGGCAGUUGUCAGUUGAAAGAGAGAAUCUUCAGGCUAAUCUCGAAAAGGAAGCACGCAAAGUCAAACGUUUGUCAAUGGAGAAAGAAGAACUUAUGUGGAAAGUGUCAAACUCGAGCAGCAAUUUGAGCUUGUCGUCUCCUUCUUUAAAUAUUGAUUCACCUUUACCUUCGAAUGGACUGCAAAGUACUCCAAAGACUUCGCGUUCCUUUAAUCGAUCGCUCAAAACCCAAAGCCUGUAUUUACCCACUUUGGACGACGAAGAAUACACUGUAUUAUAGCAUUAGUUAUCGGAUUUUCAGGCGUAUUGACUUGCGUGGCGCUGGGCGUAGUUGGUCGAAUUCGUUAUAAAUAUAGGCAGCAUUUUAAGCCGGUUAUCUUAUAUGAAAGUUUUUUUCAAUCUUAUGUUUCAGUGCUGGUCAUGUUAUGGAGAUUAUUAAAUUAAAUCUGAUUUAACCAAUGUUAUAGUCUCUAUAAGUGAAUCGUGAAUCUUCCUUCUCUUAACAUUGUGUAUCUUGGACAUCUCGUCAUACCCAGAAGUCGCCGAGUUUGUUAUCUCCACUUACAACGAUGGCCAUUUAUUCAAACUUUGGUUGCCAUAUAUAAGGCAGUCUUGAUACGUCGUUUUCACUUAAUGUUCGGCAACAGAAAAUAUCAUAUAAUAUCAGAGACAUCACCAUUAGGUUUCACUUGGUUAAUCAAACAUCAUUUAUUACAACCAGGUAUGGGAAAUUAAUAAAGUUCUUUUUACGCGAACUUUUCAAGCAAUGCUUAACAAUUUGCCCUAAAACACUGGUAUGGAUUCCAGCUCCACAUUCGACAAACCCCAAUGCCUUAAUAGUCUGAAAUAAAGAACCCAUGUGGCAUCCUAACCAUAUCAAACUUUUUAUUACCUUAUUCCUACUUAUGUAUUGUCAAUAAAAUGUCCCUCACCAAAAGAUUCUGGGAUUCUUGCAGCUUUUAAAAUCUAAGGGGUAGUUAAUUUAGAUUGAAUUAUUUGUCGGGUUAUUAUUUUUUAUGUAAUUCGUUGUAUAUCUGUGUUAUAGGAUAGUAUGGUAUUCUGCUUAGAUGUACUUAUUAAAGUAUUUCAUGUUUGUUUUGUUUAAGGCAGAACGUACGUGGUAAUAAUGUUACAGCUAUUCCAUUCCCUAAUUCGAGUUGAGUGUUCUCCCUUUGAAUAUCAUAGGGAACCCAACAACCAACUAUUCUUCAGACACUUGACUAACUCUUACAUACUUGUUCCAAAAAAUAAUACGUAAUACUGCCUUGAGCCUUUUGCACAUCUUACGAAGGAAAGAAAGGGAUUUUCUGAAUCCCAAGAGGAGUAUCUUUGAAUGUCUUACAUAAUUUUAUGCUGCUCUGCAUAUACCCUACCCACAAUGAUUCUAUUUCCUUCAAUGUUCUGUUUUUAAUUCUUCCUAGUUUUUGUUGUAUUUGCAAUGAUUAAAAACUUAAUUGGUUCUCUUAACUUACUGUUGAUAGUUCCAAGUUGAAUUUUAUAAACUAAUGCAGCCUAAUUUUUAUAAAAUAGAAAAUGAUUAUGCUGGUGUUAUUAUAAUCUUUGACGCUUCUUUGUUAAUUAGAAGCAAAA